This is a messenger RNA of Amoebophrya sp. A25, 6680 nucleotides long. Lineage: Eukaryota; Dinophyceae; Syndiniales; Amoebophryaceae. The record is from the annotation of a GenBank genome assembly.
GUUACUUUUUCUUAUCAAUACCAAUAGUUGCAGUACACAGUGAUUUACGGAAAAGGAAACAAGAAUCGCUAGCUUGCUUUCUCUUGUUUCCUUGUCGUGCCUCUUCCCGCAGAAUAUUUUUCUACUCGAAAAAAUUCGCAUCCCCUGACCUACUUUUCUCCAACUGAUAGAAGCCUCUCGCGCCAAGAAGUUGUAACUCCACGUGUCUAAGUACAUCGAUCUUCAAGCCCAUUAUUAAAAUGCAUUAUCGUUCGCGCAUGUAAAAAUCGUCCGAUAUUCAUACAAGGAGAAGAUCCCCGACUACAUCGUCCCUGCAUGCAGCAGCUUUCACGUUUUGGAGCAGAAAGAGGCUCCACGAACUAGACGCUAACAGGAGCAAGACGGAAUUUUCAUCAAGAAGAACAUCAUGGCCACGCGGGCCCUUCACACGAAGAACUACAACUGCACUCAACAUAAAAAUUGUCAUAUCAUCGAUGUAGAAGCAACUUCUUCUACACGAGGAUUUCAACAGAUUCUGGGAUUUUUACAUACUAGUACUAAGAAGGAACUAACGUCGCCGAGACGGUCUAGAAGAAGAAACAGCGUUAUAGCGUUCGCACUAUCAUAGUACCAUCCACAAAUUGUAGCAGCAACAGGAGAUCUGCCAUCUUCUGAUCGUGGUGCCUUCCAGAGGGAGCAAAUAGAAGUAGAAGCGUCACUGUACUACUACUUCUCUUCUUGUACAUUUUUCAUCUUCACCCGGUGUCGUAUCUUAUUUCUGUUCCACCAACUUCGCUCUUUCCCGAUGACAUCUGGUGGCGACGAGGGUGCUAAGCCCGACACUAGGGGUAACAAGGGUGGCAAGGGCAACAGGGUUUACCGGAAGAAAGAGGAUGCUGCCACAGGAGAUGAAAAGGCGACCAGCGCAACAGAUCAAGCUGGAUCUACUUCUAAAGAAAUGAAGGACAACGGAGCACGAACGACAAGAAAGGGCAACAAGAAGGGAGGCUUUUCCUCGUCGAAAAACAAUGGAGCUAGUGGAGACCCUGAAGCAGAUGGUUCUGCCGCUAAAACAGGUAAAGCUGAUGCAAAGCCGCGGAAGGGAGCUGGCGGCAAAGCACCAAAAAACAAUACUAGUGUAGCCGGUGCAGACGGUGAAGAAGGUGGUGGAGCAGAUAAGAACGCUCCUUCAUCUAAGGAUGCAAAAGAAGGUACUACAACUACUGGUGAGCUGCAGGAUAAGAAGCCGAAAAAGGGUAAAAAGGGUGGAAAAGGACGAGGUAAAGAAAAAGGCGCGUCAAAGACCACUGCUGAAGACGAUGGUGGAGCUGCAGCAGAUCAAAAAGAAGGAACUACUGCUACCUCCACUGCUGGAGGUGGAAAGAAUGAUAGUGCCAAGACCUCUACCACUAAAAAAGGAGAAGGCAAGAAGACUAAAGGUUCAACAUCUUCUGCAGCGAACAACAAAGAUAGGCAAGAUGAUAGCAGCACAUCUGCUUCAAAGAAAGACCAGAACGAUGAUUGGAGCAAUUGGGAUAAAAAUAGUAAGUGGGACAAAUCUUGGGACUACAACAAAAAGGACUCCUAUAAUUCCUACAAGAACGAUAAAACAAAAUCUUCUGAUAAGGACAACAAAACCUCGAAGCAGUCUUCAUGGCAGGAUAAGAACAAUACCACUUCCUCUGCCAGUAAUGCCAAAAACGCAAAGUCAGCGGCUGCUGCCAAUAGCAAGACUAAAGCUGCAAGUCCAGGCGCUGGAGAACAGCGUAUUUCUGGUACCUCUGCGACGUCAGACGAUUUGGAAGAAAAGAUAAAAGUUCAAAAACGGGUCAUGGAGUACCUCCAAGGAGACGGCCCCGCCCGAGAAGUAAAGCUAGAACCGAAGGGGGUUGACAUGGUCACCAACCUUCUGCCAACGCUGGAACCAUAUGGCUAUACGAAAGCGUACUUCUAUUUUUUUGCGCCUAUCUUCACUUUGUAGUUUGUACUACUUUUAGUUGUAGUAGCUGUACAAGUUUAUUUAGUUGUAGCUGUCCAUCAACAUCAAGUUACAUGGUCAACAUCAUUUAGAAGACUGCAUUGCCUUGAUCACAUCUCCCUCGACAACUGCUCUUUCUACUCCCUACUGUAACUAAAACAACAGUGAUAUUUCGAGACUGGUCCACGAGCUCAAUUACGACGACGUUGCGGUAGAGCAGCACGUUGCUUCUGUCCUGGAUAACAAACCCGAGGAAGAUAAUGGCUGGAAUAAAGUUAUCAGCAAGGUACGGAUAGAUUAUUCCGCUUUCUCCUUUCACCACUCUUGCAGUGAAUAAGAAUAUGUUUAAGUUUGUGAUCCAUUGUGAAACUUGAUCCAAAUCCCCACCGAGAGCCGGAGUCUUAUGUUUAUGCUCUUGUUGUUUUUAUCGUUUAUUACAGUUAAAAAUUUUGAAGCUUUCCUCAGAUCAUUCGGAAGAGACAGAAUAUGAUGCUGUCACGGAUGAGAAAAGCUUGAACUUGUAAAAGUUUCCUUGUUUAUCUUUAUUUCACCACAGGCAGAAAAAAAGCGUAUUGCUGAGGAGAAGGCUGCUGAGGAGGAGAGACAGCGCAUUCUGGCGGAAAAAAAGCGCCGAAGGGAAGAGAGAGAGGAGGAGGCUCGUCAACUGAAGGCGGAGAAAGAUUCUAAGCGCGCUGAACGACGUGCACAAAGAGAAAAGGAACAGAAGGAGUGGGAAGAAUGGGAGGCUGAGGAGAAGAGAAAGCGAAAGGAAGAAAAAGCCAAAUGGAAAGCAGAAGAGAAAGAUUGGAUCUGGGAUUACGACAAGAAUGAGUGGAGAAAACUGACGGAUGCCGAGAAGCCGAAAAAAUUGAAGGAUAUUUUGGCUGCGCAGUCAGGAUCUGCAGUUGGUAGCAAUCGAACAAAGAGUGCAGAAGUUCAUCUGAACGAUGCGCAUAGUGUAACGGCAGGAGGAGCAGGCGGGCCGAUGGGCGGAGGACAUUGUAUUUUUUUAUGACGCUCCUCCGACUCCCCCCACUUGUUGUUAGGAGUAGAAACUAAAAAGAGAGUUGGGCUCAGACAUGUACUUGACUUUCCAGCAUGCUUCAGUUGGGCAGACACUUUCUUAUCUUCAGUUUGAUGACUUGCAUCUCACUCUCACACUUUUGCCAUCUUCACCCACCAUCACAACCAAAACGAACACCACAGCGCCAAAGACGCCAGCUGGAGGUGAUAGUACAAAAGGAGGCAGACCAGAUUAUACCAAGGUGUACGACGCGUUUUCUGGUGCUAAGCAGACUGCGUCUUCUCCUGAGCAUAGGGUAUGAAUUUUUGUGUCUUUUUGCAUGUAUAAUCCUUCUUUUUCUUAUCCCACUACCUAGCUACUUUAUUGAACCAUGAUCACAAGAACACAUCGAUUUCAAUUUGAUAUUCUUGGCACAAUGACUUGCUUCAUCAUCAAAGUCUAUGAGUCAAAGAAGGUUGAAACAUCUUCGUCUUCUACUCCCUAAUAAACCCUAGACCACCUCCAACACCUUCUUCUUCAUGAUGAGUGAUCAUCACCAUGAUCACCACCAACAACAGCACUACGGCGGCGGCAAAGGAUCAGAUGUCAACUUGCGGCAUCCACGAGACGCAGGCAGCUGGUUUGACCGAACCGAGAGAGAGGAGCCGGAUUAUGGCGCGACUCCAGGUCUCGAUCAUGAUGGUAGCACUCCCACUCCAGGAGGCAAGAAAGGUGCUGGAAAGGGUGGAGUCUAUUCCAGUUUUGCGCCUAACGAGAUGAAGGGUGGACGAGGAGGAAAGGAUCAUAAGGUACGACUAUUAAUUUGGUAAAAUACCAUAGUGAUAGAAGUGGGCGGUGAAUCUAAAAAGAGUAUGGAAAUGCCUCAAAUCGAGAACAACAAAGUGAACACAAGUAAGCUAGAAAAUAUUGAGAACAACAGACUAAGACUAUUCCACCUCCAUCAACCACCACUACAGGACUCACACGAUGACAAGGGACGGGGCAAGGGUAUCAACGGCACGCCACGAAACUUCGAACAAAGCGUACUAAUUCCUAACACGAAGGACCUAACUUUGUUGAUGGUCAUCAAAGUAUGUAGAUCUUCAUAAACGAAUCAGAUUCCAGAAUCAGUAUUUAUUCUUGAACCACAAUUUUCGUCUAUUCACUUGAUGCAGCUUCAGGUUUAGCACCUAUAUUCUGUGAAGAUUCACUUCGAGACCAAUUAUGAUCAACAAUGAUCUUCAACAGCCACGCGUUGACUCUCGCAAGGUCAGUGAUGCUGGUAACUACCAUGGAGGAGCAGGCAAAAAAGGCUACCAGGCUUUAGACGAUAGUCCUGACGCAGGUCACGACACCCAGGUGUACAUGAACAAUGGGCAGAGGAAGGACUACACGCAGUUGGAGAUGCAGCGACUGCAACAAAGGGAGCAACAGAUGAACAGCAAAGGUGGCGGCAAGUAUCAGCAGCAGUCUUCUUAUAACAACAACAGCUACCAAGGCGGUAAUGGAGGUGGCUCGUACAACAAUGGAGGUGCUUCUAGUCGGGAUGAUCGAGGAGGCCAGGGUGGUCAACAUCAUCCGCCUCAUAACAAGAGCAUCAAUCAAAUGAUGAUGCAAAAUGUGUAUAACCCUAACGUGGCAGCUGGGUCAAGCAUGGGAGGAGGACAUCCUGGUGGUGGACAAGGAUCCAACGUGAUGAACAACAGCAACGUGGCGAGUAAGCAAUCGACAUCGUCAUCACCUAAUGCUACGCCACUCCUGCCACUGGAAAGGCGAGACUCCAAUGCAGGCUUUCAAGAGCGUGAUAGCGCUGCAAACAGGUUUGAAGAAGAAGGACGAAAAAAACCACAAGAAACUACAGGGAAACAUGUGGUAUUACUUCUAUUCUACUAGAGUUUGUUGUACUUGCUCGUCCUUGUUGUUGGUUAUCUACCAAGUAAAUAAAGUAUUUGCAAUUUUUUUAACAUACAAGAGUAGCGGCUGCGUCUGCAGUAAACAAUUCAAUAUUUUACAUACAAAGAUGUAGAUGAUCAUGAAGACUAACUCGAUACAUAGAAGUUUACACACAUAUACGAUGAUCAUGACUAACUAAUUUGAUAGUCGUGUUGAAGUCUACACAAGUAGUACGACCCUCUCACCAAAGUGCGUCUAAAACCUUCCUCAGGUCUGCAAGAAGCACAGUUCUAUGGGGUGUGCUCUGAUCACCUUCAUCCGAGUGGAGCAUCGCAAUGGCGUCUUGAGAGAGCUAGCGCGCCAGGCAGCAGAAAGCGGUCAGGACCAGAAUAGCAGCAAGAGGGACUUAUACUACGUCAAUAUUGCGGGCACUACUGUCUCUGUGAGGGCUCGGACUGAUAAAUCGAAAGGCGGCGCGGAUGUUCCGACGGAUAUCUUCGUAGGUUGGGGCCGAAAAGUCGAACAAACAAAUCCGAUUGCAAGCGAGGAUUUGAUUGAGUACAACAUCAACUACUUAUACAUAGAUACUAGUUACUGCUCAGUGCGUGGAAGUUUGAUCAUCUUAUAAAUUUCAACAAGACCAAGAAGAGGAAGAAGAUACUACUUCUAGUGUCUCGAGUAAUUUCAUGUUUUAGCUGAAAAUGUAUGCUUGUUUUUAAUAGGCGGCCAUCACCAUCAUAAUGUUUGGAUGAAGUUACGGCCAAACUAAUAUCGUUUUUCUUAAUUACUCUACAGGUACUUUGACGCUGUCGUGGACAAGAUAAGUCCGCCGAGUCCGGUGGCAUCAACGCCAGUCGUACCGCAGCAGCAACAGCAGCAGGCGCCACAACCACAACAGCCGGCUGCCACAAGCUUCGGAUUGUCAGCAAUGCACCACCAACAGCAAGCGCCUCAGCAACAGGGAGCGCAGCAGCACGCGGCCGCAAACAAUAUGAGUGCUCAGCAGCAACAACAGCAUCAUGCUGUAAGCACACCAGCCGCAGCGCAGCAACAGAUGCAGCAGCCGCAAGCACCCUCGCCGGCUGUUCUGAACAACGCGGCACAGCAACAUCAACAGCACGGAGCUGCCUCUGUAGUAGCCCAACCGCAACAUCACCAGCAGCAGCACCCCGCACAGCAGGGAACGAUGCAUCAACAACAGCAAGGACCGUCAACAGGCACCUUUGGCACUAACGCUUCAACACAGCAGACACAACAGGGUAUUCCGCAAUCUAUAAAUCCCAACCUUCACCACGCGCAAGUGCCGCCUCACAUGCAGCAAGGAAUGGGUGCUGGAACCAUGGCGCACCAACAGCACCCAGGAGCAGCCAGCAUGGCGCACCAGCAGCACCCAUCUGCCGCUGCACAUCAGCAACAUCCAAGCCAACAUCAGCAACACCCGAGCCAACAUCAGCAACACCCCAGUCAGCACCAGCAACACCCCAGUCAACACCAACAGCACCCGAGUCAGCACCAGCAACACCCCAGUCAACACCAACAGCACCCGAGUCAGCACCAACAGCACCCAGCGAUGAUGGGCGGACAUCAACAGAUGGGCCAGCCGUCCAACAUGGGUGGAGGAGCAGGAGCUCAAAACCCGUACAGCCCAGGAGCUGCAAGUGCAGGCAACAUGCAGCGUGGUCCGGCUCCAGGAACAGCCAGCUCCUACAACCCGAUGAUGCAACAACAGCCGUACAACCAUGGAAAUAUGGGCCAGCAGGGAGGAGACUUCCACCCAGGUCAACAGAUGCAACACCAGCGAAUGGACCAACAGAUGCAGAGGCCUGA